CAAAAAGUUCACAUUCACAACAAGAUCAGAUACUUGUCUAGCUGUGCCCUUCAUCUGGCCCGCGCUAUAUCACUCAAAAAGGACUUCAAAACGCCAUGACAGCAAACGGAGCACGACACGAACUAAGGGAAGGCUCAGACGAACGCAUAUUCUUGAGAGAAGUUUGGGGUAAUGCUGGAAACUUUGACAAAGAGGUUCGCUGUAACUUGCCUCGCAACGAUACAUUUUCGCGUCCUCGCACUCGCAGGGUGGACCGUGAUAACCACUACACCAUUGCCCUCGUGGAUGUAUCCCACAGCCUUGUAAAAAGCAGGACUGCCGGAGGUAUGCUCAGUGCUAUUGCAGACGCGUUGAAGGGUCAUCACGGCCUCUAUCAACAUGCGCACAUCCUUCACGGCUAUAUCAACGUUGACACUAUCUCAAUAUUCGAAGGCACACCACCGCGAGGGGCUUUGAAAGACUGGGACAUGCCUCUUUCAAAACUUUUGAUUGAUACUACGCUUGAAAAUAUGGAACAAUUGGCUACCGGAGCUAAUGGAUCGGAGCCUGAUCGUGAAGAUGUGAUGCAACAUAUCAAUGCAGCUUUGGCGACAAAAAACGAAGAAAGCCUGUCGCUUCUGAGAGAACGAGGAAUUUCGACCAAGGACGAGGAUAUCGAUAGGGGUGAACAGCUUAGAAGGUCUUUACCACAAAAGUAGGGGAAGUUCGCGAUUUCAAGAAGUCCAAAUGGGGUUGCCGCCCAGAGCUUUAAGAUGCUUUAAGAUUACAGUUAUACCGUUGUAGGCUUGAUACCCAAACAAACCUCCGUUGUGGAAGCAACUCUCACCCUGCUGCCGC
Molecule: messenger RNA, 837 nt
Organism: Marasmius oreades (fairy-ring Marasmius)
Lineage: Eukaryota; Fungi; Basidiomycota; Agaricomycetes; Agaricales; Marasmiaceae
Exons: 4
Coding region: 96-698 (200 amino acids)
Source: RefSeq, a predicted model, not a curated record